Molecule: messenger RNA, 1803 nt
Organism: Hippocampus zosterae (dwarf seahorse)
Lineage: Eukaryota; Metazoa; Chordata; Actinopteri; Syngnathiformes; Syngnathidae
Gene: pdcd5
Product: programmed cell death 5
Exons: 5
Coding region: 119-427 (102 amino acids)
Cellular component (GO): nucleus; cytosol
Molecular function (GO): DNA binding
Source: RefSeq, a predicted model, not a curated record
AUCGGUUCUCGGGGUUGAUUACACUCCCCUGAACUAGCCACGGCCUCGCCCGCGAUCCCAUUGUAGCGUGCAUAUAGUUUACAAUUUCUUACCAUUUUCGGUCUACGCUAUCAAAACCAUGGCAGACGACGAGUUAGAGGCAAUUAGACGGCAACGAAUGGCAGAACUCCAGGCAAAGCACGGCGAUUCCGCAAAGAAUCAGCAAGGAGAGGAGGCCAAACAAAGAGAGACAGAGAUGAGGAACUCCAUAUUAUCCCAAGUUCUCGACCAGUCUGCUCGUGCCAGGUUGAACAGGCUUGCUUUGGUAAAGCCGGAGAAAGUCCGUUCAGUUGAGGAUUAUCUCAUUCAAAUGGCACAGUAUGGUUCACUAGCAGGGAAGUUUAUCCUAAACCAGGUUGCGAGGGCUGCUGGAGCCUAUGCCAGAUAACUUCGGGCGGAAGGUUGAUUACACCCUGAACUGGUCGUCAGUCAGCUGCAGGGCACAUCGAGUGAAGACCAAUCAUUCACACCCACAUCCUCUCCUUCAUUGAGUGGGAACUGAUCCCACGCUGCCCACACACAAGCCAGGCGAGCGUACCACUACACUAGGGGUGCCCAAACUUUUUGGACUGAAGAUCUACUUUUUGAUCAGCCAACCUCCCGGGAUCGCCCCUUACCGGCAUAUACGCACGCACACCAUGAUGAGAAACAGCCUGAAACUGAGGCAUGUGAUGCACUUUUAUCCUAUUCUUUGCCCGUGCCCUCGGUGAAUUGUACACGAAAAAAACUCUGAAUGAGAAUAAUGACGAUAAAACAUAUAGCGUAACAGCUCUGAUUAUAAGAUGCAGUUGCAGACUGCUGAGCGCUAACAACUUCCGGUGACGUAAUCACGCGCCACCGUAAGUUCAAGAUUUACCUGCUUAAUUUAAUUUAUUUAUUUAUUUAUUGAAAAUGAGACUGAUAGGGUGAUUAGGGUGCGGCGUACAUUAACACAAAAAAUAUAUUACUAACAUGUACAAAGACACACAAAUGGCUGUUUUUUUUCUCCUCGACACUCCUCAGAUCUACUUGGGACCUGUCUUAGAUCUACCGGUCGAUCAGGAUUGGCGAAAUGGGCACCCCUGCAUUACACCAUCAGUGACUCAGAUGAAAUUGAUUAAAAUCUUAUUUAUUAAUUUUCAUUAACUGUUAGAUUUCAUUUUGUGCAGUAACUUGCCGAGUUUGCUGUACAGUCUGUCACCUGGUGGCAGCUCCAUGAUACAAGCAGAGUGAGUGAAACCUUUUCUCCAUAAACUCAAGCUGCUUUUGUCGUUCUUCUUCGCCGUUUGUUGUAAUCCAACAUAAGAAACAUGAAGAAACAAAAGAAGACAUGUGACAAAAGGCGCGAUAGGAGAGAAGUGGUACUAUUUUCGCGGUAUCAAUCGUCAUAUCGCCCAGCUCUGCCCUUGUGGGAAUGGGAUUUUUACAAAUUAUUGGAUGAGCUAAAAUGUUGAAAUAUUUGGAGGUUUUAAAAAUAACGUAUUUAAUUAUUUUUAAAAGGUGUCUUCUAUUAUUGUUUUUAUUAUUUCAGAAUUUUGGAGAACUGAGGUUUCAGCCCGACAGCAACUUUGUUUUUUCCUCAGACCAUGUGGUGGUGGGGUGGGGGGGGGGGGUUCCAAACCAGAUUUAUUACUCCACAGACAAGAAUAUAUUAUUUUCUUUUGUUGAUCUUUCCCCAGAAUUAAUCAACUUGGUUAAGGACGCUAUAACCACUGUGUUGUAAAUACAAUUAUUUUUUCCUCUUUCCAGAUUUCUGAUUCGGGCUUGGUUGAGAUCCUAGAAAAA